Molecule: messenger RNA, 2175 nt
Organism: Populus trichocarpa (black cottonwood)
Lineage: Eukaryota; Viridiplantae; Streptophyta; Magnoliopsida; Malpighiales; Salicaceae
Product: F-box protein At3g07870
Exons: 2
Coding region: 688-1947 (419 amino acids)
Molecular function (GO): protein binding
Source: RefSeq, a predicted model, not a curated record
UGCAUAAAAUAAUACAUUUGUUGGGAUCCUCUCCGAGGGUUGACCUUAAGAUCGAGACCAAGAUAAAAUCAUGAGCUUUCUUCCGAAUAAAUAGUCCCUUGCCAUUGCUAGGGCAAACGGGAUUUUCAAUAUAAAACCCACGCAACAAAUUCGGAGCCCACCAUCUCCCAAACCAGUAAAGUAGACGACUUCUUGAAUCAGAUUCUCUGUUCUUGAAGAGAGCCUUAAAACCGAACCAAGAUCACCCAACCUCUCUCUUCCUCUUCUCUUUUAUACGGACAUUGGGCGAUUCGACCAUAUUCAUCGCAUCUCUUUCCCAGUUUCUUUCGUUCUCCUGCUUCAUUUUCCUCAUAUCCCAAUCUGCCUACAAUUACUUCCAUCUAGUUACAAGUAUCACCAUAAUUGAUCUUGCAUCCAUUUCUCUCCAAAACCCCACGAGCUUCCUCGUGCUUCUUUAUCGACUUGAAGCAAGUAAUUGAAAGUUAUAUCAUCUGGCAUACAGCAACUUUUUUUCUCUCUCUCUUGCAUAUGGCACCCCCAUUCUCUGAAUCUUGCACAAAUUAACAACUUCGUUCUUUCAUUUCCUUGCAAACUGCCAAAGCUUUCAAGAACCCCUCUUCUUGAAGCGAAGUUCACCUUAUAUAUUCACUCAUCCUGUCCCUCUAAACAAGAAACCUUUACGCCUCCAUGGAUCAUAGAAGGAAGAAAGUGACAAAAACCGAAACCACCGACCUCCCGGAUUGUUUGCUGGAAGAGAUACUAUCGAGAUUGCCCAUGAGGUCACCUGCCCUAGGGCAAUGCAGGUUGGUUUGCAAAACUUGGCUUCACUUGAUUUCAGAGACUUACUUUUCCAAACUAAAGCUUGAAUCACACCCUCGCAUGUUGGUGAAAACCAUACCCGAAACGUACCAAUCAAGAGAAAUCAUUUCAGUUCGGAUAGCGGAAGGAGUUAAUGGUAGAACUUUCCAGGUUGAGAGGUCAAAGAAGCUUGUUCCGAAAAUGGACUUGCCCACUUCAAAUUUUGAGUUAGUGAAUUCUUGUCAUGGUUUGCUUUGCAUAUCAGAAGGCAAAUCCCGCAAUGUUAUUCAUGUUUGCAAUCCAGUUUUUCGUGAGCAUAUAACAAUCUCGGUAAAUAGACCCCUGCCGUUUUAUCACAAUAGUUUUUGUCUUGGACUUGGCAUCACCAAUGGCAAAUUUGAGUUCAAAGUGUUGCGAACUUUUUGUCUUAAGACCAAUAGAAGAGCUCCAGGUUACCCUAGGGCUGAGAUAUACACAAUUGGCACGAAAAAAUGGAGACGAAUAGGAAAUCCUCUUUCUUGCAUUGAAAAACUGGAUUUUGAUACUUCUGUGCAUGGUUAUAUCCACUGGAUUCCUGAUCAAAAAAUUUUGCAGUUUAUUUGUUCUUUUAACUUUGGAAAAGAGCAGUUUGGGCAAUUGCCAUUACCUCCUACAUAUGAUGGAAAUGAUGCCAGGGUAAAGUUGGGAGUUUUGAAAGAUUGUCUAUGUGUGAGUGUUCCUGAGAAGGUUGGCAGUGUUGAUAAAUUUGGCAUAUGGGUUAUGAAGAAGUAUGGCAUCAAGCAGUCCUGGAUCCAACAGUAUGUGAUUGAAAACCUCUAUCCAGACGUUGGCCGCUUGAAAUUUUAUGAACCCUUAAUUUUCUUGAGCACUGGCGAAAUCUUGAUAUCAUUCAAUGGUGAAUUCUUAGUCUGCUACAACACAACACUGAAAAAGCUUGCGAAGAAGAGUACAAUAACUCAAACUAAGGGAGGUAUCCAUGCGAUUGCAUAUAAUCCAAGUUUAGUUUCACUCAACGUUGUUGCAAGAGGAGAAAAAGUGCGGACACUGCCAGAGCCAGAGAAAAAGAAAGGUGAUGAAGAGGGAAAAGUUUCAACCCUUUCAUCUGAGAUCGGAGUCAGAUUCUGUGAAGGUGAGAGGUUACCAGAGUAAGAGGUCAAAGAAUUCUGAGACUGUCAUAAUGCAAAUGCCAGUAAAAUCAAGUUCACUCCUGAAAGAUCAUUUCUGCACAUGAAUUUUGUCAAGGUUGUUGCUAUUCUAAAAGGAGUAUAUUUGUCAAUGACCAGCUAUUGUAGUGAUACUCUAUUAUGAAAUACUGAAAUUGUGAUCUUUAAGUGAUGGCAUUUGAUUGUAAUGCUAAUGGGGAUUUGAGUCUUUUAA